AUGACGAGCUUCGCAGUGUUGAACGAGGAGAAGAAAAUCCUGAGGCGCAAGGAAAAGGAGCUGGAACGCCAGCAGAAGAUUAAUGCAAAGAUCGACGAGAUCAAGAAGACGCCACUCGCUCACACCGGCAAAUGGGCCGAUGCUUCGGACGACGAGGAGCUGAUGGCCAAGCCUCCUCCCAUUUCAGACUCGGAGUCCGAGUCUGAGCACGAAGCCGAGCAGGCUCCGGUGGUGGAGGAGAGUUGGGAGAAUCGCGAGACCAACGAAGCUAAGUCGGAGGCAGCUCCUGCUAGCAAGAAGAAGGAGCCCAAGAAACAGGUGAAGCCCGAGGACGAGGAUCUGGAUGCCAUUCUCGGUGAGCUCGGGAUAGAGAUCCAAGCCGAUGCGCAAGGUGGUGCUUCGGGAUCGAAACGCAAUCGCAAGAAGAAAGACAAAGAGGAAGCGGGUGACGCCCCAGCCGGCGGAUAUCCUGCAGCAGCCAAGGAGGAUGGAAAGGCGAAGGAUGCUAAGCCCAAGGAGGAGAAGCCAAAAGCGGCCAAAGCGAGCGAGGAGAAUGGCGCUGAAAAGGAGAACGAAGAGGAGAAGGUUGUCGAUGAAGCGACAAAGCAGGCUGCGCUCGAGGCGUUGAAGAAGAAGAAAGCUGCUGCGAAGAAACCGGCGGCCUCGGAUGCGGCGAAACUCGCCGCUGCAGAGGCCAAAAAGCGCGCUGAGCAGAAGAAGUCUAAGAAGGACAAGUCCAUGUAUGACCGGUGA
This is a messenger RNA of Symbiodinium sp. CCMP2592, 753 nucleotides long. The record is from the annotation of a GenBank genome assembly. NCBI's taxonomy places the organism in Eukaryota, Dinophyceae, Suessiales, Symbiodiniaceae.